CCCACACACACACCCCACCCCGGGGCAUUAAGGCAGGGCUUGGAGGCCAGUCAUCCUGGGCCCGCCCGGGGCCACCCCCCGCCUGCCCGCCUGCCUGGUGCCUGGCACCUGGCACUCCAACCCAACCGACCUGCCGCAGCCGCCGCCGCCACCGCCGGGCCCCCAGAGCCCCAGCCCCAGAUCCCGAGCAGGUGCGGGAGAAAGGAGCGGGCAGGAGCCAGCCCCCGACUUUCCCGUCAAGUGAUGCAGCCAUGUUCCUCCUUGUUCCCAGAGGAACCUGGGGCCUGCCCCUCCCCCCUCCAGGCCAUGAGGAUUCUGCAGUUAAUCAUGCUUGCUCUGGUGACAGGGCUCGUAGCGGGAGAAACCAGGAUCAUCAAGGGAUUUGAAUGCAAACCUCACUCCCAGCCCUGGCAGGCAGCCCUGUUUGAGAAGACACGGCUGCUCUGUGGGGCGACCCUCAUCGCCCCCAGAUGGCUCCUGACAGCAGCCCACUGCCGCAAGCCCCGCUACAUAGUUCACCUGGGGGAGCACAACCUCCAGCGGCGGGACGGCUGUGAGCAGACCCGGACAGCCACCGAGUCCUUCCCGCACCCCGGCUUCAACAACAGCCUCCCCAACAAAGACCACCGCAAUGACAUCAUGCUGGUGAAGAUGGCCUCGCCAGCCUUCAUCACCUGGGCUGUGCGACCUCUCACCCUCUCCUCGCGCUGUGUCACAGCUGGUACCAGCUGCCUCAUUUCCGGCUGGGGCAGCACAUCCAGCCCCCAGUUGCGCCUGCCUCACAGCUUGCGAUGCGCCAACAUCACUAUCAUCGAGCACCGCGAGUGUGAGCAUGCCUACCCCAACAACAUCACAGACACCAUGGUGUGUGCCAGCGUUCAGGAAGGGGGCAAGGACUCCUGCCAGGGUGACUCCGGGGGCCCUCUGGUCUGUAACCACUCUCUCCAAGGCAUUAUCUCCUGGGGCCAGGAUCCGUGUGCGAUCACUCGAAAGCCUGGUGUCUACACCAAAGUCUGCAAGUAUGUGGAUUGGAUCCACGAGACAAUGAGCAACAACUAGACUGGACCACGGCCCAGCAUCAACCAUGUCCACUUGGUGAUUGGCUCCUGUUCACUCUGCUAAUAAGAAACCCUAAGCCAAGACCCUCUGUGAACACUCUCUGGGCCUCCUGUACUACAGGAGACGCUGUCACUUAAUAAUCAGCCUGGGGUUUGAGAUCAGUGAGACCUGGAUUCAAAUUCUGCCGUGAACUAUUGUGACUCCGGGGUUAACAACAGCUGGUUCCCUAUUGUGUCCCCAGUCCCAAAGACAGCUCCUGGCAUAAAUCAAGGUUUCAAUAAACAUUCCUAAAUGAGUGAA
Messenger RNA from Sapajus apella (tufted capuchin), 1359 nucleotides. It is a transcript of the gene KLK11, whose product is annotated as kallikrein related peptidase 11. Lineage: Eukaryota; Metazoa; Chordata; Mammalia; Primates; Cebidae. Bases 244 to 1059 code for a protein of 271 amino acids. The record is from RefSeq and is a predicted model, not a curated record. The transcript is spliced from 6 exons. Gene Ontology annotation, molecular function: serine-type endopeptidase activity. Gene Ontology annotation, biological process: proteolysis.